GACAUAUGCAAGUGGGCGUGUGAUGCAAACAUGCAUGGGCGCAGCCUCCACUAGCAAAUUUCGGCAGUGGGCAGCUUGCUUCAAGCAUGCCAGGCGGAACAACGGCGCUGGACCUUGUCCAAGGUAUCACGGAGUACAGCAGUCGCAUUGCGCUGAAGAUGUUGUUCACUCAGUUUGGUGAGGUCACGGCGUGUUGGAUACCACCGCUGGAACAUCGCAGCAAUGAGCGAGCGUAUGUGAAAUUUGGCACCACCAAAGCCGCGCAGGCCGCCUAUGAAGCUUCUCAAGCUGGUCAGUUGUUUCUGGAUGGCGUAGCUCUGAAAGCGGAGUGGCGAAUGGCGCCCGCAAGGACACAAGAUAGCAGAGAUUUCGAAGCAAGGGGAAGCAACCUUAUGACGUCCCGGGAUUUGAUGCGAGCUCAAAUGAGAGGUGGUGGAAAAGGAGGAGCACGUGAUGGAGGUGGAAAAGGUCGGCGCGAUCUUGAUAUGGGUGGCUCCCGUGCGCUGAUGGAUCGAGCGUCGGGAGGUUCCCGGAGGAAUGACGACAGAGAGCGUGAGAGGGAGAAAGACAAAAAAGCCAAGGACCGAGAAAGAAGCCGGGAAAGAGAUCGGUCCCUCGUUUGCAAUUCGUGCAUCGCAGUUAUGGAGGAAAUGUGGCCUUUAAAGGCUUCUGUGUGUGUUUGCUGUUCGGUGUAUUUUCUUUCAGACAUUGUAGGUGUAACGGGCCCUCAGACAACAUAUAUACUGUAGUGAAACAAGCGACUUAGAAGUCGCGCCAGCCAGGAUGUACAUUGUUAAAGCAGGGCUAAAGGAAGUGGGUUCCGCAGUUGGAUCCGCACGUUUUCUGUUGCAGGAACGUGCACCACAUGGUGGAAUAAUACUUCUAUGGGGUGCCCGCCUGGGCUUGCUACAACACUCUAUUCAACUGGCAGAUGACCUCUUUUCCUAUCACAUGUCAUGGAAUAAGUGUUCAAGAUGCUUUUGGUGAUAGCUUUGGCACGCCCAAGCCGUGAGGUGGGGAAGUGGAAAGAUGUGCAGAACCUCCAGACCUCGCCUGAUCUCGCCACGUUGACUUCCUGCUUGACUUCCACUUUGCCCCUUCCCCAACUCUUCGAACUCGAGCUGUCCUGCCCUUCGCACGUCUUCCUGCCGGACUCUGCCUGCCCUGACCUCCCCUGCUAUUCACGUUCUCAACCUGGAACAUAUAUCUUAAACCUCCUCGACAUUUUUGUGGACUUAGCUUCUUCACUUGGGUUUCAUUGUUUCGUGGUUUCAACUGAGGAGUUUCCAGGGAUGAUGUUUUCGCAGACUUGUGCAGGAAAAGAAAGAGCAGAAGCCGGGAUAGGAAGCGAAGAGAACGCUCCCGAAGCCGAAGCCGCAAGCGUUCAGAAGAGCGGCCGGCGUUGCAGGAUGGGGCGGUUGCAAUUGAGGAGGAGGGUACAACAGCAGUAAUUUAAUUUGUUUGCAGGGAGACAAGACGAAGGCUGCGGUGCUAUGGUGAACAUUUGCUGUUUCACCGCAAUGGCAAAAGAAAAGCGUGGAAAAUAACGAAGCACCUCGGGCACACAAUUUGGAUCAGUUUGUCACCUUGCAUCAGAACAUCG
This is a messenger RNA of Durusdinium trenchii, 1603 nucleotides long. Lineage: Eukaryota; Dinophyceae; Suessiales; Symbiodiniaceae. The record is from the annotation of a GenBank genome assembly.